Phyllopteryx taeniolatus (common seadragon) is the source of this 1691-nucleotide messenger RNA. It is a transcript of the gene coq9, whose product is annotated as coenzyme Q9 homolog (S. cerevisiae). The transcript is spliced from 7 exons. The record is from RefSeq and is a predicted model, not a curated record. Lineage: Eukaryota; Metazoa; Chordata; Actinopteri; Syngnathiformes; Syngnathidae. The coding region runs from base 97 to 882 and encodes 261 amino acids. Gene Ontology annotation, cellular component: mitochondrial inner membrane. Gene Ontology annotation, molecular function: lipid binding. Gene Ontology annotation, biological process: ubiquinone biosynthetic process.
UCAGCAUCAGCAUGGGCACGCAGCUCAAAGGGGCGUGUUGUAUCUGCGUACUUAUUUCUAUGGCGUUAGCAUUGUGUUGCACAAAAACGACCAGAAAUGGCGGCGCUUCUCCGAGCUUUAAGUACAGGAAGGGCAUUUCGGGGGCUGCGUAGCGUCGUGGUGGUACCAACGGCAAAACGUCACCGCGUCAGUCCCAAAAGAGGCUUCAGCUGUGCAGCUCUGAGGCUUCAAGAUGAAUCCAAAUCAAAAGAAUACACGCGCUUUGCUGGUAACGGCCCAGCAGCAGCUUCACCGGGAGACGCAGCAGCUAAGCCGGUAGCGGAUGAGUCCACCGGACCAAGAAGUAGUUACCAGCAUCAGGGUGGUGAGCAAGAUGAGGAGUAUAAAACAGAGGAGCAGCUUCAAGCUCAAAUCCUCGACGCUGCUUUGGAAUUUGUCCCACAGCAUGGCUGGACUAUGGAGGCCAUUGCGGCUGGUGCUGAGACCCUAGGCCUGUCGUCUGCUUCCACUGGUAUGUUCUAUAAUGGAGCUGGAGACCUGGUCCUACAUUUCAUCGCUCAAUGUAAUUCACAACUGGCAGAGACACUAGCAGAACAACAGAAGCAGGUCCAGUUGGGCCAAGAAGAACCAAAGAAGACCGCUGACUUUCUAAGAGAUGCCGUCGAGACGAGACUGAGGAUGCAAAUCCCCUAUAUAGAAACAUGGCCACAGGCAAUGAGCAUUCUGCUCCUGCCUCACAACAUCCCUAAAAGUCUGAAACACCUUUCCACCCUGGUGGAUGACAUCUGGUACCAUGCUGGAGACAGAUCUAUAGAUGUGAGUGGGUCGAUUCCCGUGCAUCCUUUUCCUCACCAUUUACUGCAAGGAAAGCACUUCACCUGACUAUUGGGUUCCUCUUGGCGUAAUCAUAAACUAUUAACAAUUUGAAGAAAAACAAUUCUGUGGAGUUAGAUUUUUAUGCUGAUUAACACUAAAAUUGGCAUGCUGAUUCCAAAAUUGCAGUCAUUUUUAUUUAUUUUUAUUUUUUUUUAUAGCACAUCAAGUUUUUUCUCCACAGCUUACCCUCCAGAGAAGCAAAAUUCCAUUGAUUAGCUAUAGUAAAAGUUGCCAGCUGAUUAUGAUUGGACUCAUUGACAGCUACGUGGCAACUUGUUUGUGCAGUCACAAUUGAGGCAGUGCGGUGAGAGGUGUGUGCAGCUCCCAAUAGGUCAGUACUAACAAUAAUUGCAAACAGGAAGCUAGCAUAGUAGGAAUUAAGGGGAUUUGUGCCAUAGCCUUUGUAAAAGAUAAUAGUGUGAAAUAAACAUUCUUUCAUAUUUCAUUGUAUGUCAAUAUUUGAAAAGUUUUACAAAGCAAGCAAAUAUCUGCUAAGUACAGUAUUUUUCAUAUUUUUUAAGAAAACAGGGCGCUAUAGUUAAAAAAUUUGACGUGAUAGAGAAAAACUUUUCGAUUCCGCACCCAAAAAUUUGUUAAAAACCUAACUCAACAAAAAUUGUGUUCCCCAGUGUAAGAGUGAUCUUUGUUUUGAGACAUUUCCCUUUUUUUUAGUUCUCUCCCAUUUCCAUCUAUGUAGAUGAACUGGUACAGUAAACGAGCAGCACUGACUGGCAUCUAUAACACCACCGAGCUAGUGAUGCUUGAGGAUUCCUCCCCAGACUUCCAGGACAGUUGGAACUUCCUUGACAACCGUA